This is a messenger RNA of Vigna radiata var. radiata (mung bean), 2693 nucleotides long. RefSeq names its product transcription factor bHLH143. NCBI's taxonomy places the organism in Eukaryota, Viridiplantae, Streptophyta, Magnoliopsida, Fabales, Fabaceae. The record is from RefSeq and is a predicted model, not a curated record. The transcript has 4 exons. The coding region runs from base 931 to 2049 and encodes 372 amino acids.
CGUGCUACCUUGUGGGUUGGAGUUUCCACAUCCACUUUCCACUUUGACUGUACCCAUUCACGCUUGUUCCUCUCUUCUUUGUCCUUCCUCACCCACUCUUUAACCCUUUUCACUCUUCUUCUCUCUUCUCUCUGUCUAAUUUUUCAGUUUCUUCAUUCAAUUCUACUUUCACUCUCUUAUCCUUUCUCUCUAUUCUAAGUUGGUGUGUGAGGUUGGGUAGAAGGGGAGACUUUAUCUGUGUGGUAAGGACACAACAGCAUGCGGUGGUGGCUUAGUCUUUCUGUUGAUGUGUUUCGCAAAGGGAUUUCGUUGAAUCUGUACUGUAAAGUGAUUCUGUAAUUUGUGUGGUGUGAUCUAAACUUUCCCCAUAUUCUCUUUAAGCAGUUUUCAUGGGAUCCAAUUUAUUUGUUGUUCUUUCUUGCUACUUCUGUCAGAUCAGCUAAAGGGUAGUAUUAGCAAGAUUUUCGAAAGACCCUUUUCUUUCCUUUUUGUAGGAGUAUUUAGUUGUUGGUGUGUGUUUAGUGAUUUGGGCAUAGUUUAUUUGUUUAAUCAAAUUCAAAACCUGUUGCACUGGGUGGAGUUGAUCAGACUAAUUGUUGUCAGCAAAAGCGUGGUUUUUGCAUUUUGAAUUGAAGAGGUUGGAAAGUAGUUAUGGUGUGCCAAGCAGCGAGUCAAACGAGAUUUCGGGCGUUAAAACAUGAAAGUGGAAUUGCCAGGAACUCCACCAUUAUAGUUAGAGUUAUAGCAUGUUUUCAACCUCUCAGAGAAUGCCAGGCUGAAUAUUUCCGUCAUUUGCUCAAACCUGUCACGUAAUUUGCCUUGCUCCGUUUGGGUGGGUUAAGCUGGUUCUUUUUAGUUGUUUUCCUUGUUCGUGAAACAAAGUAUCUUUUGUAACAAAUAGCUCUUGAGUUGAAAUCGUUUUUUCUUCAGAUGUUAGGUGAUUGUUCUGAUAAAAUGGGAGAAGAUUGUGGAACCUGGAUACCAAAUCUGCAAUUAGGAUGGCAAUCACCAAAUUUGAAUCCCCUUGAUGUAGGGAAGCUAGGUGGUAUUUCUGCAGCCAUGAACCCAGCGGUGAAUAUGGUUUCUGCAUAUGAGACAAUACCAGCUUAUGCAUCCUCUGCACUACAACCUCGUUUGCAGUUAGGAUGUUCCAGUGAUCCGCGUGGUUGGUUUUAUUGUCUGCCUCGCUUUCGACAAGAAUUUUCCCCUGCUCCGAACUUCACUGUUGAAGGAAAAACCCCUGUUGACCAUGUGAGAGGUUUUGAGGACAAAAAUGCUCCAUUUGGCGAGUCUACCUCACCACGAAAACAAUUUCUCGUCAUUGACCAGACUGCUGGUCAAACAACUGUUGUUUAUAGUUCUAGGUUUGGAAGUCCUUGUGAGUGCCUUGCUUCUUGGCAUUCAAAACUACGUGGUGGUAACAAUUGGAGGGGGGAUGAACCUUGUUUUAGAAGAGAUUUGAAUUUGAAUCGUAUGAAUGAGCCAACUUUGGCUGACAAGGUGCAUGAGAAUCAUGAAACUAGCAUUGAAAGCGAGAUGCAUGAAGACACAGAAGAAAUUAAUGCAUUGCUUUACUCGGACAGUGAUGACUAUUCUGCCCAGGAUGAUGAUGAUGAUGAUGAUGAUGAUGAAGUUACAAGCACUGGGCACUCUCCUAGUACAAUGACCACUCAUGAUGACUGCAAGACCUCUAGGGAUGAAACUGUGAAUGAAGUUGCAAGCUCUGCAAAGAAAACCAAGAAGAGGAAGUUAUUGGAUGAUUGUUAUGACGACAUACAACUCACUGAUACUGCCAGUUCUCAGAAUAUGAACAAAUCUUCAGCCACAUGUGAUGACUCAGAAUCAAGAUGUUCGAGUACCAAAAACGGUGGAUCUUUGUCUAGCAACAAGAAGAUGAAAAAGGAGAAGAUUCAAGAUGUCCUCAGCAUUCUGAAGAGCAUAAUUCCUGGAGGGAAAGAUAAACGCCCGGUUAUGCUCCUUGAUGAUGCAAUACGCAGCUUGAAAUCAUUGAAACAGAAGGCUCAGGCACUCGGACUUGAUGCCUUGUAAGUUGGAAAAUUCUUUCCCAGACAUAUCAUUUGUCUAUGACUAAGUAGUACUUUACAGUAUUAGUUCUGUUGCAACGUAUGAAGUUUGAAAUACUAAGUAUAUCUGUCUUGUAAAGACCGUUGAUGUAGCGAGUGUAAUCUACAUUAGGCAUUGUGCAAGGAAAGACGGGAAGUGUUCAGUGUAGCAAGCGCAAUAAAAUAAAGGGACUUUGAAUCAUUAGUCUGUGUCUUAGUCUAAGAGAAAAGUAGCACUCAAACCAGAGCAUGGUAAGUGAAGCAUUUUGAAUCAUUGAAUGAGAAGGGUGGUUGGUUGUUCCAAAUAAGUCUCCAUAAAACGAGUGCAUGCUGAUAUGGGGCCCAAAACCUGCUUCCUCUUUUUGUAUCCUUGUCACGUUUAAUCCUUUGCAGGUUGUAAUCAAAUGAAGAAAAAUUUCAGUGGCUGAGAGAUUCAGGAAACUGGUUCACAAGUUUCCACAUGAUGGUUGCAGCAGUGUAUGAAACAGAUAUUUGUUUUGAAUUGUGUUUAGUACAUUUAUGGGGUUGCAUUGUGUGUAUCGUAAUUGGUGUAUGACUAUGGACUACUUGAAGAGGAUUGGAUUAUUCAUGUAUCUCUUUUUUGGAUGUUAUUUAUUAUGGAUGGUGUUA